Messenger RNA from Trifolium pratense (red clover), 660 nucleotides. Its product is annotated as UPF0496 protein At1g20180-like. The transcript has a single exon. Lineage: Eukaryota; Viridiplantae; Streptophyta; Magnoliopsida; Fabales; Fabaceae. Bases 1 to 660 code for a protein of 219 amino acids. The record is from RefSeq and is a predicted model, not a curated record.
AUGCUAAGUUACUUUGAGGUGAGUGCUGAGGCUUCACACAUUUGCGGCGAUCUUCUCAAAAGCACCAAGCAAGUGAAGUACAAUCACAAGUACCUUCAAAGAACAUUAGAAAUUAUGGAUUAUGAUGAUUUUCCAGAUAAAUUUGAUCAAAUAAUGUUUGAGCUUGACUCAUUCAUCAUCACAAAAAAUCCAUUUUCAAACCAUAGAAACAAUGAGUUCAAGUGCAUUAGUGAUAGUCACUCAUCAUUGUUGAACCAUUUGAAAUCAAUGAGAAAAAGGGUUGCAAGGAAAAUUAAGAUAAUGAAGUUUUUGAAAAAGGGUUGUUGCUUAUUAGCACUAAUAAUGGUGCCAACAAAAUUUCUUGGUGAAAUUUAUGCUCAAAUUGACAUAGCUGCAAAGGGAACAUACAUAUUGAAUAGAGACUUGGAUACAAUGAGUAGGCUUGUGACUAAGCUUCAUGAUGAAGUUGAACAUAACAAGGAAAUGGUGCAAUUUUGUUUGGAAAGGAAAUAUGAUAGAUUCACUAUACAAAUAGUGAGGGAGUUUAUAAAAAGUGAGAAUGGGUUUAGGCAACAAGUUGAAGAACUUGAAGAGCAUGUUUACCUCUGUCUUUUGACAAUAAAUCGAGCAAGAGGUUUGGUUAUUAAGGAAAUGACAUAA